CAGUAGUCAGUCAGCAGUCUUCAUAGCUAGCUCUCACAAUAGAGAACUUCAAAAGUUCACACACCCGAAAAUAGUUAGAAACAAAAUUUAGUUUAGGACUCGACCGGAAACACGAUGGCCGACGGCUUUAAGAAGUACUUCAAUGGCACCACAAUGCACGGACGCGCAAACGUGGCCAAGGCUACGUACGCCACCUUGGCCGUGUUUUAUUUGCUGUACCGUGUGCGUCGCAGUAAGGGAGCCCCAAAGGAGGAGCUAGCAGGAGCGGAAGUCGAGAAGGAGCAGUGCAACUGUGAUGUCGAGAAGCCUGAACAUCCUGUGGGCUAUUGUGAUCCGCAUGCCGAGCCGCAGCCACCCGAGAAGCAUUGUUCCGUAUGCCGAGAUCGGGCUAGCGAGCGUCGGGCACGCGAGGGCUGCAAUGGUGAUCCCCCACCACCGCCACCGCCGUCGUCGCCGCCGCCGCCUCCGUCGUCAAGUGCGACAGCAGCACCGCGUCGCAAAUGCCCGUGUGAGGAUCCGCAUCGACACAUCGAGACUCCGAAGCCGACCACGCAUCAGUCGCACAUGCAGAUGCCGUCUCCCCAUGAGGAUCAAGUGCAUCCGGCGCGCGAAAUUAUCGGUCACAUGCAGGAGGCCGCCUCACGGGCCCUGCGCAAUGUUAUUGGCGCCGUCUUGGGCGACAACUCCUCAGCCGACAACACCGCCGCAACGCUUUACAGAGACGGCGAAGAUAUGAGUUCUGAUGCUGCCGCCGCCGCCGCUGCUGAAGCUAGACAAAUGGAGGACGAUGGCGAUGGCAGCGACUAUGGUGCGGACAAUCAGCUCAACCGCGAGCGACGCACUUCACCCAAAUCCUGUGUGCCGACCACAGGCAGCUGUGACAUCGAUCUAGUGCUGCCCCUAAAUCAAGAGCCGCAAGAGCUCGUCCAGUCUCAAGCACAGACGCAACCGCAGCCGCGCUUUCGCGCCUUUGAGGAUGACUUUGCCUCGGAAAUGUUCUUUGAGGACUUUGACGAGUGAGCGAACAAUUGGAACGCUAAAAGAAACGGUCACAAAAUUCGCAUUUUCUAAAAAAAAAAAUUAUACAAAAAAAAAUAGUACGCAAUGAAUGACAACUGAAAUCAAAUUAAAACCAACAA
Molecule: messenger RNA, 1139 nt
Organism: Drosophila nasuta
Lineage: Eukaryota; Metazoa; Arthropoda; Insecta; Diptera; Drosophilidae
Exons: 2
Coding region: 115-1020 (301 amino acids)
Cellular component (GO): proton-transporting ATP synthase complex
Source: RefSeq, a predicted model, not a curated record